Messenger RNA from Daldinia decipiens, 3978 nucleotides. RefSeq lists its product as uncharacterized. Lineage: Eukaryota; Fungi; Ascomycota; Sordariomycetes; Xylariales; Hypoxylaceae. The transcript has 7 exons. Gene Ontology annotation, molecular function: protein binding. The record is from RefSeq and is a predicted model, not a curated record. Bases 165 to 3710 code for a protein of 1181 amino acids.
AUCGUAUUUCCUGUUUAACUCAACUUUCAUAUAGGUGUCUAUAUAAUACUUUAUUGUUUCCUAUAUCGGUAUAAUAUUGAAACAUCCUAGACUCCUAGUUCUACCAUUUUUCUGUAAGGAGAGCCCUGCAGCUUAAGUCCCUAGCCUUGUCAACCACAGCAAGGAUGUCCCGCACUUUCCAGCGCAUGCGAUCUCCGUUUACAAGGGCGACACACAGAGAGCAACAAGAAGACGAUGCCACUCAGCACUCCCAAAAGGACAGGAAACAAACUUCUACUAGCUGGUCACCCUUUGAAGUUUUAUAUGAUGACCCAACCGGUAAAGCCGAAGUCGAUAUAGUUGCUGUUCCCGGUCUGGGUUCUGAUGCAGACUGGUCAUGGACCUGGAAAGACGAGGGAGGACUACUACCACAUGUCCACUGGCUGAAAGAUCCCGACAUGCUUCCUGCUAUAAUACCAAAUUCUCGGAUCAUGGCGUAUAGUUUUGAGGCGAGGUGGCACUCUAAGGCCCCCCAAAAAAUCCACCUUGAGCUCUGCGGUGAGGAGCUGAUCAACGGCUUGCAUAACAACCGCACUGAUGUUUUGGAGCGUCCCUUAAUUUUUAUUGCACACAGCCUCGGGGGACUAGUUGUGCUGCAUGCCUUACUAUACGCCGACCGCACCAGAAAAUUCAAAUAUUUACCCGAACGAACGGUCGGGUUCGCGGCACUCGGUACCCCUUUCACGGGAACGAGAAUGCGAGGCCUCGCUAAAGCCUCGCCGCAGUUCAUGGGUCCUAUUAGUUUCCGUACCAGUGUCACUAUAGCGCAGCAUCAACACAAGAAGCAUUUACGGGACAAGACACAUGCCUUUGGUCAACUCCGGGAUAAGCUAGACUUGCCUAUAUGUUGUUUUAUUGAACUACACGCUAUCGACCACGGGAAGAGAUUCAGUAUUUCCGGCCUGACACGAGGGAGAACGGUGAACGAGAAGUCUGCCCAUGUCCCCGGCUGGGACCGAGUCUUCCUACAUUCGGAUCACUUGAAGCUUAACAAGUUUUCGGAUCCUAACGAUCGGUCUUUUCUAGCGGUUUCGAACGCAAUUCGUAGCAUGUACGCUAAUCAAGAGAGUCUCCUAGAACGACGGAAGUUUAAUGGACAUGGUAGCGGAAAAGGAAACUUAAAGCACUUAUUAUCACCCCCUGAAAACUUCGAUGUCCAAACGACACAUUCCAAUAGAUUUGAACAGAUGCCUGCCUACUUUGUAGACAGACCUGACCUCCUGCAUAGAAUGACCGAAGAAAUUGGCACAAACCCGCGUUUCCGGUCUAUCUUGUGUCUAUACGGAUUAGCAGGAUGUGGGAAGUCGCUAAUGGCUCGUCACUUUGCGAGAUCGAAGGACUUUACUGCUCGCUUCGAGCUUCCCGGAACAUCGGAAAUUGACUUCAGCAUAACUCUAGCUAGAUAUGCAGAGGACAUCCCUAGUCUCAUCCCGCCAUCACAUUCAGUCAAUUUAACACGAGACAUCUCGGUGAUCGGAAAAUCUCAUAAGCUUCAGAACCGGGAAAGGGAAAACAUAGAUGCUAUCAUCAACUGGCUUAAUGCCAAGGGUAACAAUAAGUGGUUUAUCCUCAUAGACGAUGUUCCUUUCCAACAACCUAGCGAAUUAGUAGCUGACGAAAGCAAACACUGGGUACAACAUUUCGUUGAAAAGAUCCAACAGGGAACUAUUAUAAUAACCUCUCAGAAUUCGGAUUUCGCCCAAAACUAUCCAAAUAUCCAUGUGGAUGGUCUGGAAGACUUCGAAUGCAUACGUCUAAUAGAAAAAGUCAUUGGAAUCCAGGAAGGAUCGGGAGACGCCAGCUAUCCGAAACUAGCGAAACUCCUAGACAAUCAUGCAUUGUCAGUUCAGAGCGCAGCCCAGUAUAUGAAAAAUCACAGAAUAAACGCAGAAGACUGUAUUGGUCUUUGGCGAUCUCAAGAUUGGAGCAUUGCAGACGACUCCAAACUUGACUUGGAUCGGUCAUUGACUAAAACUAUCAACUUAGCCAUUGAGAGGCUUGACUCAGAUGCUCGGGGUUUUCUCCUGGUCUGCGCCUUUUUAGACCCUGAAUGCAUAUGGGCCGAGCUAUUUCCAGACUUAUCUCAUAGUCGGUUUUACCAUAUAGUAAGACAACUAGGUUCGAUAUGCUUGAUUAGACCAGUACCGAAUAGAAGGUUUGGAAAGGCUGGCAUUGCCAUUUAUCCCGUGGUCCACAGAGUAGCUCGUUUACUCGCACUUCAGAGGAGCGACGUCGAAAUGUGCAUCAAUUCUGCUAUGCAUAUUGUUGCAAGAGCAGUACCAAUCGAACAUGCCAAAGGAGCUACGGAUGAACAGCGUCGGCUUUUACCCCACGUAUUACAAUGCAAAGAGAAUUUCGAAAUUCUCAAUGACUAUGGCAUGAAUAUUCAUCGCGGACUCUUACCUAGCCUUGGUCAUCUUGGACAUUUACUCCAACGAAGAAAUCAGUUGGAUGAUGCGGCGAGGAUCUAUGCUUGGACUCUAAACUGGUACACUAGGCUCUCGCCCAUAGCUCAUGCCAAUGACAAAUCAGUCGACGAAUCCAGAUCCGUUAAUAGCGAAACACAAAAGAUAGAUCGCUUGCAUCCCGAGGCUGCUGGGUACUACGCCGUCCUUAAUAAUUUUGGCUUGGUAUAUAAGGACCGAAAUGAGAUUGAGUACGCCGAAAAAUGCUUCGAAGUAGUACGCGAUUCUAUUGGUAUUACCAUAAUGAAACCAUACUUUUGGGAUUUGUUGGAUUCGAAGUUUGGUACUAAUUUUGCACUUUGCCUUAUACAACGAGGACAACUAGAUGAUGCCGAAAUACUUUUGAACAAGGCAAAGGAUAUUUACGAAGCAUUUCUAGGCGACGAUUUCAAGGUGCAGUUGCUCAAAAUUCAACAACAUCUUGGUACCAUUUCAAAAUUACGACAUGAUCUCAUCAACGCAUUAGAACGUUUAAGUACCGCGUCGUCUGGACUUCAAGCUAUACUUGGGAACUGCCUAGAGUUUGCACUGGCGACGAAGGAACUUGGCUCUGUUUUUCUCCUUCAAGAUACAGUAGAAAGUCUACGGGAGGCUGAGAAAUGCUUUAAAGAAGCCGAGAAAUGCAUCGAAGAGCAUUGUGAAGCAGAUUGCAGAGUAGCUCUUGAUCUACAAUGGCAUCAACUCAUUCUUCGCAUGGCACAGUGCUAUAUGUUUAAAAGAGGUGACGAAGCGGCUAUUCAACAGGCUUGUGACGACUAUGAAGAACAUAUCCAGCGUCUAGAAGAGCUACUUCCUAGGAAUGAUAUAAUGACCCUUAAUAGCAUACGAAUUUACGGCAGAUUGCUCAUAAAGCUCGGCAGAUUCCAUGAUGGGAGAAGAAAACUUCAAAGGGCGAUCGAGGGUUACAAACUCCAGAGUAAUGAUCCAUUACAAGCUGCAUCCGCAAAUGAGGACCUUGCCGAUGGAUAUUUGAUAUAUGGGAUCGGAAAUCGACACGAUACUCAUAAUUUCGUGAUGGCAAAAGAGUACUAUUCCAAAUCGCUAGAAUUAUUUUCGUCUCUCAACUCGUCGUUUGCCAAUAAGUUCGCAGCAAAUAUCCAGGCCAAACUACACGAAAUCCAGCAAUUGUUAGGUUCAGCUUCACAACAACAAGAAGUGUUACCGAAAAGAUCAACACCUAUGAGCCAUAUUGACGAAACCGUUUAAAAAGAUAAUAUCGUCAUAACCUUACCACCAUAUGCAUGACAAAUUGUAAAGAUCAAAAGCGAAAAGGACAUAUAUCAACUCUCUUAUAUCAACUCUCCUAUAUGUUAUUAGUACUGCCACAGUUUUUCCAACCAAUCAGAUCCUUAGAAUCCCCCUGCAGCUGGCAUCUCUUUCCUUUGCCAUUCUAUCGCAUAGCGUCUGUAAAUAAUAUAAAUAGUAUAGAAAUUUCAUGCGAAACGAGCUAUAUCAAAAAAUAGCAGUUGUUAGA